GUGGUGGCGACACAUCCAAUGAUAACAGGAGAAGCUUUCCGAUUGACUGUUGCUUAAUUCUUCCCUUGGGCUUUUUUCCCGCGCCUUUGCCUCCCCUCAGUUUGACGACGAGUUUGAUGCCUAUCGUCAAUCCAACAGGACAAUGUCGGGCGCCAGGGACCCUCAUAUGUCUGAAGACAGGCGUGAGAAUGAGACUUCUCGGUACGUCUUCUUAUCGCAGCCUGUUCAUGUACACGCCAUUGCGGUACUUACCAUGACUUCGCAGGUACGAUGAGUUGCUGCGCACAACAUGUAGGCCUCUCAGCCAGAUCAGUGCUGCGGGGCCUGAAAAGUCGCCGGAUUCUGUCCUCACGGGUCUCGCACAGUUGGCAACUUGUCAGACGAAAACAGAGCGCUCGCUUGUAUCGCUGUUUGACAAGACUAGGCAGUACAUAGUCGCGGAAGCAACACCUUCCACGUCACUCAUAAACAGCCCAUCGUUGGACAACAGCGACGAAGAACUCUUGCUCUGCGGGACGUAUAUCCCCCGCACCGAUGGGGUCUGUCACUACACCCUACGCGCUGCUGAGGAGUCAUUGGAUACUCCUACAUCGCAAGAGCUGCCGGUCAUCGCCGUCCAGGAUCUGGCCAAAGACCCGAGGUUCGCAGCCAGCCCAUACUGCCGCCCUGGCAGCAUCGCCAGGUUCUACGCCGCCGUGCCUAUACGGUCUCCUCGGGGCAUCAACAUUGGAGUCUUGUGCGUCAUGAACUCUACGCCUGGUGGGGUCUGGGAAGAGAAACACUCAAAUGUCCUUCGAGGGCUGUCGCAAACAAUUAUGGAUCACCUCGAGGGCAAUCGAAUAAAGCAUUCCUUAAAACGCAGCACGGCGAUGAGCCUUGGGCUUCAGAGGUUCACUGAGAGGGGUUUGACUUCACGCAAGGGUUCACUUCAAGAUUUGCAUCCCGGUGCAGAGCAUCAAGCAAGUGGAGACCAAACGCAAUACAAUGAUGGGCAUGCACCGCUGGAGAUUCCUAACUACCAAAGCCAGGAACACACGCUAUCAAAUCCAUUUCUCAUAGCAGCAACUGUUAUUAAAGAGGCUCUCCACGCAGAUUACUGCGCCUUUUUCAGAGGAGAUUCUCGGGAUCUCCCUCUAGUCCACUCACCCGAAACAGCAACUCAGUACGACUUCUCCCUCGAUGGGUCAUGUCAAACUCCACGCGUUUACAGCAGUGCGAGUAUAAACGAAACCCCCACUGCCAAAUUCCAACCGCCUUGCCAAUUACUCGGAUCCUCCAAAGACCUCGGUUCAAGCUCCACUCAAGACGUCAACAACAUUUCACAAGCGCUUCUUUCUCACAUGCUUCGACGAUACCCUGAAGGUUACAUAUUUGACUUUGAUUCACAAGCUCAGCGAUCAUUCACCGAUAAUACGGGACACUUUGGCUCAGGUUUUAGCCAACCAGAGCAGCAGCCAUCACAACAGAAUGCUCCUCCAAGAAGCGACCAUGAAAGCUAUGAGAAGCGGGAAUUACAGGAAGCCUUCAACGGAGCCCGAUAUGUAGCUUUCAUCCCUAUAUGGGACCCCCUCAAAGGCUUACUUUCCAUCGGCGGGUUUGCUUGGUCAAGGGCACCUCGACGUGAGUCCGACAGAGACGGAGAACUGCCGUUCUUCAGGGCCCUCGGAAUACUGGCGGCAUCAGAGGCCUUCCAGAUAGAAACCCUGGCGGCCGACAAGGCCAAGUCAGACGUUCUAGGUUCUAUAUCUCACGAACUACGCUCGCCGCUCCACGGAAUUACGCUAGGCCUCGAACUGCUCAAUGACUCUGGGUUGGGUGCAGCGCAGCAGAACAUCGCUCACCUGAUUGGGACAUGCUGUCGUACUAUGCUCGACACCACAGAGCAUUUACUGGAUUUCACCAAGGUGAAUCAGUCGAUGCGAUCAGAUACCACGAACGACGACAGCUUAGAAAGAUCCAAGCUGGGCAUUGUCCCCCCGAACAGGGAGCAAACCGUGAACAAAACGGUCCGCCUGGACCAGAUCGCCGAAGAUGUAGUGGAGAGUGUUUAUGCUGGCCACAGCUAUCAGCACGCAUCGAUCGCUCACAUAUUCAGUCCCUCCAAGAGCAGAACGAGCACCGAUGUUGGAGCCAUGCGACGAAUGGACUCCAUAGAAGCCGCUGAAGCAAAAGCCAUCGACCAGAGGAACCAACCUCAAGACGGUGUGGUUACCAUCUUUUUACUCUACGACCCGACGCUCUCUUGGAGCUUCCAAACGCGGGCCGGUGCGAUCCGUCGGAUUAUCAUGAACCUCCUCGGGAACUCACUAAAGUACACCUCUCAAGGCUUCAUCAAGGUCUCGAUGGCACAAUCUCAGCCACAAGGUGCUUUGAGCGGCGAACGCAUGAUCGAACUAGCAGUUGAAGAUACAGGCCGGGGAAUCAGCGAGGACUUCCUUCGGAACAACAUCUUCAAGCCUUUCUCUCAAGAGGACCAAUUAUCUACCGGAGCGGGGCUGGGGCUCAGUUUUGUCCAAAGGAUCACGUAUCAGCUUGGCGGCACGAUAUCCAUCAACAGUCAAGUUGACGUUGGCACCAAAGUCACGGUGUCGAUACCCAUGCUCCCAGGCACAAGCUCUCCAGCAUCCGAGUUCGCGGUCUAUCAACAGAGCCCAUGCCACGGUCUACGCGCCAGACUGGCCGCCCUACCUCAAAGCCUCGAAGCUACACAUCAUGGGUCUAUGACCUCCAGAGCUUUGAUGAACGAGCUGUGCUUCGAGCAUCUAGGUAUGGUACCAGACGCGCUGUCAGAGGUGGAACGGCUAGCUCCCGAUGUCGUUAUCGUGCAGGAUAAUUCAGCGAGCAACCUUUCAGAACUAGCACAAUCAUGGCCCGAUGCACCAGUGCUGGUGGUGUGCAACAACGCACUUGUCGUUCAACGAUAUGAGUCAGCACAGGUAUCAACUGGACGCACGAGAUUAUGCGACUAUGUUGCCCAACCCCUCACUCCGAACAAGCUAGAAAGGGCAGUGUCCAGAGCCAUCACCUUCUGGGCCGAGAUAGAAGACAACCCACAUACCCCGGGAACAAUACCACUACCAACGCCCUCAGACAUGGUAUCAUGUAGCCAACCACCAACCCCUGCCGUAGAGAGCCCCCUGGGCGGCCUCGUCCCAGCGCAAGACUACUUCCAGACCCCACAGUUCCUCCUAGUAGAAGAUAACCCCAUAAACCUCAAGAUGCUAACUCACUCUAUGAGGAAACUCCAAAAGCCAUACCGCACCGCAGUAAACGGGCAGGAAGCGGUGAAUGCGUACAAAGAGACGCCGGGGCAGUUCAAGUAUGUACUCAUGGAUAUAUCGAUGCCAGUGAUGGACGGCCUAGAGGCUACGCGUCAGAUACGAGCGUUUGAGCUAUACAAUGGAAUCGCUGCCUCCAAGAUCAUAGCUAUAACGGGGCUUGGGUCUGAGAGUACGCGGGAGGAAGCAACAAGAAGCGGUGUUGACGUUUUUAUUACAAAACCUGUCAAGUUGCGUGAGCUGGAAGUAGUUAUUAAUAGUUGAGGAGGAGAUUUGCUACACAAGUGACAUUUUCCAGGAAUUUGCCUAGGCUAACUCGACAGAAUAGGAGGGGAACACCAAGAUAUGUUCUAACUUGUGUUACCAGCGACCUCGGCGACCUUCAAAGACUCAACAUUGAGCAUAUAAAACUCAGAUAGAUGAUGCAGUCAUGAACUGCAAGUAUCGUAGAAAUAUGACAAGGCUUGCACUGUGUAAUGAAGCUCUAGCCGCGCUGCAGGUCUAAGUCAAAUCUGCCUAUAAAG
Fusarium odoratissimum NRRL 54006 is the source of this 3802-nucleotide messenger RNA. RefSeq lists its product as uncharacterized. NCBI's taxonomy places the organism in Eukaryota, Fungi, Ascomycota, Sordariomycetes, Hypocreales, Nectriaceae. The record is from RefSeq and is a predicted model, not a curated record. The coding region runs from base 744 to 3542 and encodes 932 amino acids. The transcript has 2 exons. Gene Ontology annotation, molecular function: histidine phosphotransfer kinase activity; protein binding; phosphorelay sensor kinase activity. Gene Ontology annotation, biological process: phosphorelay signal transduction system; protein autophosphorylation.